UAUUUCCUCUUCCAGAUUCCAAGCCCUUGCGAUGGCGCGUGAUGUUGACGGAGUUGACUAUUCUUCAAGCUCUUCUGGUUCAACUAAGAGAUGGAAGUAUCAUGUGUUUUUGAGCUUUCGAGGGGAAGAUACUCGGAAAAAUUUUACUGAUCAUUUAUAUGCUGCUUUAAAACGCAAAGGAUUAAGAACUUUCCGGGAUGAGGAAGAACUUGAAAGGGGAGAAUCUAUUAAUCCAAGUUUAGUACAAGCAACUGAAAAAUCUCGUUCUGUAAUUAUUGUGUUCUCCCCAAAUUAUGCUUCUUCAACUUGGUGUUUGGAUGAGCUUCAAAAGAUCCUGCAGUUAAAGGAAGAGACAAGUCUUCAAGUAUUUCCGAUACUUUACGGUGUAAAUCCUUCUGAUGUUAGGAAACAAAAGGGAAGUUUUGCAGAUGCCUUCAUAAGGCAUGAAGAAAGAUUUGCCGAAGACAAAAUAAAGGUGCAAAAGUGGAGAGAUGCUUUACAAAAAGUUGCUUCUUUAUCUGGUUGGGACUCCAAAGAUCGGUAA
Molecule: messenger RNA, 544 nt
Organism: Neltuma alba
Lineage: Eukaryota; Viridiplantae; Streptophyta; Magnoliopsida; Fabales; Fabaceae
Product: toll/interleukin-1 receptor-like protein
Exons: 2
Coding region: 32-544 (170 amino acids)
Biological process (GO): signal transduction
Source: RefSeq, a predicted model, not a curated record